CCAUUGCACGCAACCCUUGGAAGGUCCCGAGGCCAGCCAGGGCUCCUGAUCGCAAAUACGAUACACAGCCACCUCAACUCUCCUUUCGUCUCUACCUUCCAAAGUUUCAUCUUCGUUCCUUCAUCCAAAUCCCAUCAAAUCUAAAUAUCCCACAGCUCAUAAUAUGUCAUUUUAGCAUUUUCUGGCCAUCAUCACGAGUUUUGCGCUUCCGUCGACAAGAUGGCUAUUUUACGAAAAUUACCUGUGUUUCUAUCUCUCGCAUCCGCCCUCCACGUCCUAGCAAACCCCACGCCCUUCAAGUCUACCGCGGACGAUGAAAACGACACGCCUUUACCUGUCGUAAUCUGGCAUGGCCUCGGCGAUACCUUUUCUGCAGAAGGCCUGCAGUCCGUCGGCGCGUUAGUCGAGAAGGUGAAUCCAGGCACGCUAGUCUACUACGUGCGCCUAGACGAGAGCCCCUCCAACGACCGAACCGCGACCUUCUACGGCAACGUAACGGAUCAGAUCGCCAAGGUAUGCGACGACUUAGCCUCGCAUCCCAUCCUAUCGACAGCGCCAGCCAUCGAUGCCGUAGGCUUCAGCCAGGGUGGACAGUUUCUGCGGGGUUACGUCGAGAGAUGCAACUUUCCGCCUGUGCGAACACUCGUAACGUUCGGGAGCCAGCAUAACGGCAUCAUCGACUACAAGGCCUGCUCAGCGGCCGACUGGCUAUGCAAGGGUGCCAUGGCCCUUCUCCACGGUAAUACCUGGAGCUCGUGGCUGCAGAGCCGGCUCGUGCCCGCGCAAUACUUCCGCGACCCCGCCGACCUCGACAGCUACCUCGAGAACUCCAACUUCCUCGCCGACAUCAACAACGAGCGUACGGUCAAGAACGAGACUUACGCGAAGAACAUAGCGAGUCUGGAGAACCUGGUCAUGUACCUCUUCGACGACGACACAACCGUCAUUCCGAAGGAAACCGGUUGGUUCGACGAGGUUAACGGCACAGAGGUCACGCCACUAAGGGCGCGUCCGAUAUACACCGAAGACUGGAUUGGUCUAAAGGCCCUUGACAGAAAGGGUGGACUGAAGUUCAAGACUACUCCUGGAAACCACAUGCAAUUAACGGACGAAGUACUGGAGGAGGCAUUUAGUGAAUUCUUCGGCCCCUUCAAGAAGACCUCUUCGAAGGACGACGAGGAAAUAGGCGAGCUAUAAACGCUCAGCAAAUUCAGCAAUGUAUGUCUUUAGUAAUUCCUGGGUACCUACGGAGGUCUGGAUAGGGAUCACGAUUAUGCAGCAGCAGCAGCAGCGACGUGGGGUUGAUGGAUUAAUGUAACGUAUAACCAUGGAA
Annulohypoxylon maeteangense is the source of this 1333-nucleotide messenger RNA. RefSeq names its product alpha/beta-hydrolase. Gene Ontology annotation, molecular function: thiolester hydrolase activity; palmitoyl hydrolase activity. Bases 220 to 1197 code for a protein of 325 amino acids. NCBI's taxonomy places the organism in Eukaryota, Fungi, Ascomycota, Sordariomycetes, Xylariales, Hypoxylaceae. Gene Ontology annotation, cellular component: lysosome. The record is from RefSeq and is a predicted model, not a curated record. The transcript has a single exon.